CUUAAAUCGAUAGUAUACUUUUGCCAAUUUGUACAAUUAUCUUAAAAAAACAUUGUGGUUUUAGGAAGCAUAAGCUAUGAAGUUUUAUAAUAUCUUUAUCCUUUUCUUGUGUUACCUGGAAUUUGGAUUGGCAGAACAACAAUUUAUUUCUGUAGAGCUUCACACAGACAACACGGAACAACCAUAUACAGAGAGCAACAAGAUUUUCCUGUUGAGCUUGUCUACCAUUCAGAGGAUGAUGUUACUGCACUUAAGGGAAACACUGUUACAUUUGUGUGUAGCUUUACUGGGAAUCCAACUCCUAGUAUCACGUGGGAUAGAAAGUCGGGCGGGACACUGUACAACGAUCGCAUUAUUCAAAAUUACGAAGAACUAACUAUAAAAGACUUAGUGUAUGAAGACGCUGGAACCUACGAGUGUAGGGGAAUGAACCCUGUUUCAGAACAUGCCAUUAAACACAGCUUUAAGUUAGAGGUAGAAUCUGUACCGGAGUGGGUAGCAGAGCCCAAAGAUGUUGCUGCUAGAGUAGGCGGAGAGGCCGUGUUUGAGUGCAAGGCUGAAGGUCGUCCAGCUCCAAAAAUACAAUGGUUCAUGAACGGUAUACCUCUGGAAGAUUGGAAAGAUGACAGUUGUAGAAUUGUAACAAAUGGGCAGUUGCAAUUUUUGAACUUGGGACAAGAAGAUGCUAAACGCAUACAGUGCAAUGCCUCAAAUCACCAUGGCUACCUGUUGGGGGAUGUUGCAUUAAACAUUAUGGCACCUCCUGACCAACCUACAGACGUCACUACCAGUGCAUGUAUGAGCCGUAGUGCAAAUGUAACUUGGACAGAGGGAUUUAACAAUUUUUCUCCUAUCACAACGUUCUAUGUUGAAUACAACCACUCAUUUGCUCCGAAUUUUUGGAAUAAGGGUGCUAUUGUGACAGACCCAUCAAAGACAGAAGCCAAAGUCUGGCUUUCACCCUAUGCUCGCUAUACAUUUAGAGUUAUUGCUGAAAACGAAAUAGGUAGAAGUAUGCCAAGUGAUCCUAGUGUUAAUGCAUGUGCUACAGAAAGUGACAGGCCAGAAAAACACCCGACCAACGUUCAUACAGAUAUAAGUAAAACGGGAUGGCUAAUCGUCAAAUGGGAUAGAAUGGAAGAGAUAGAACACAACGGACCAGGCUUCAGAUACAAUCUUAUCAUAAAGGAAGAUGGCAGAACUAUCAAGACUGAAAUUUAUGACUGGACUGUUAAUAAACAGGAAAUAUAUAUGGGUACUGUGUACGAACCAUAUGAAAUUCAUGUUGAAGCUGAAAAUGAAAAGGGACCAUGUCCAUACCGCACAGUUAUGCAUAUUGGACAUAGUGGGGAAGCAGCUCCUCUUAUAACACCAGAUAAUUUUGAGCUAGUUGACAUUAUGUCUGCAUAUGAGGCAACAUUCCAAUGGGAUGCAGUCGACACAUCACCAGAAAAGAUACGAGGAGUGUUCAAAGGUUACAAGAUUCGUUACUGGAAGACUGGUCAGAAGAAUACCUCAAUGACGGUUAUAGAGGUGCCGAGAACACCCGCAAGGGACACUAGAAUUAAAAAGCGGGCUAUUACAGAAACUGUCACAGUGAAUAGUUUACCUCCUUUUUCUGACCUUGAGGCAGAUAUAGUUACGGCUAACACAUACUUCAUCUCUGACCCCAGCAACGUCGUCAGUUUCAGAACACCGGAAGGAGUUCCUGGCCCAGUGAAGAACGCCCAAGUUGUGGUAAGUGGAGCCCACCAUUUUCAAAUUCAGUGGGAGCCUCCGGAAGAACCAAAUGGCAUGCUUCUCGGAUAUGACAUUGGAUAUAGAAAAGUCAAUGGUUCAAACAUUGGAGAAGUACUGCGGACGGACAGGUAUGAUGAUCCACAACUUAGUCAGGCCUUGAUAGGAAAUCUUGAGGAAAACCAGCCGUAUAUGGUGUAUGUCUGGGCGAGGACAAUAAAAGGUCGAGGAGAAGAUUACUUUCUUGAUGCAAAAACUGCUCAUGCUGGAAAUAAGUCUGAGUUCUUCAGUCACCAGAUCAGCAGUUAUGCCAGUAUAUCGACACCAACAACGACACAAUGUGACGCCAAGACAUGCCAAAACAACACUUCAAAGCCAGUUAUGUACGACCUCAUCAGGUUACCGCAGUCCUUAUGGCCAAAAUUAUACAAUAUAACAAUUCAACCAUUUAUUUACGACGUUGAUCCAAUGGAGUUUUCGUUCGCAUGCGAAGCUAUAAUUCACAUGGAUUGUAAAGAAUCUACUGACCUGAUACUUAUACACUCUGUUGGCCACAAUAUAUCGUUCAUCUCCAUCGAGAAUGAGACUGGGACCAUAGAGCUAGUUCACUGGUGGCACAAUGACGACUUAGAAAUGCUGCAGAUCAAGUCAAAGUAUAUGCUUACUGAAGGAGAAGAGUAUGUCCUAACAAUACAGUCUGUGAGCAGUAUGUCUGAGAAUCUUAGGGGUUUCUAUUAUAGCCCAUAUAGGGAAGGAAAUCAAACAAAAUAUAUAUUUACAACCAUGAUGGAGCCAACAGAUGCCAGACGAGUAUUUCCUUGUUUUGAUGAACCUGACUUUAAAGCCGUAUUCAUUUUCAAUAUCAUUCGAAAAGAAGGACUUACAAGCUUAACAAAUCUACCACGAAGACUAACACUAGGACCUGAUGCUGAAGGUUACUAUACGGACAUAUUUGAUGAGCCAAGAAAUGUGCCAAUGUCGACAUACCUCGUUGCCAUAGCUAUCGGCGAUCUGGACAACCUAGCGUCCACCGUCAACAAUGUAUCGUUUAGAACCUGGUGUAGAAGUCGUGAAGUUAAUAAAACCAAGUACGCCCUGGAGAUCGGCAUGAAGUUUAUGGAAUUCUUCGAGGAUUACUUUCAGAUACCUUAUUCGCUCCCAAAGGAAGAUAUGAUAGCUGUGCCGACUAUGUCAUUCGCUGGCAUGGAGCACUGGGGCCUGAUCACAUACCGUGAAAAUAUGCUGUUUUAUGAGGAAGGUGUCUCCUCCCUUAACGACAAGGAAACGAUGACCAUAAUCAUUGCGCAUGAAGUCGCUCAUCAGUGGUUUGGAAACUUGGUUUCUCCAUUCUGGUGGGAUGAUCUAUGGCUUAACGAAGGUUUCGCUACAUACAUGAUGUUUCUGGCAGUUGAUCGGGUGUUGCCGAGCUGGAACAUGGUUAACAAACAGAUUGUGGAGACACGCGGUUUACAGAAUGUUAUGCAAGCUGAUGACGAUAACAAUACUCAUCCUGUUUACGUUGAUGUCUAUAAUCCUGAUGAUAUUGCCAACAUAUUUGAUUUGAUAUCUUAUGCAAAGGGUGGCGCUGUCAUACGGAUGAUGAAUUUCUUCCUAGGAGAGGACACAUUUCGGAAAGGACUCACGCGUUACCUUAAAGAUUUUAGUUACAAGACAGCCACUCACAAGGAUCUAUGGUCCUCCCUUUCUCAGCAAGCUGUGGUCGAUAAUCAUACUUUUACGGACGUGACCGCAGUUAUGGACACGUGGGUACUAGAAGAAAAUUACCCAGUUGUCAAAAUGUCACUAAUUGAUGACCAUACCAUUCAGUUAACUCAGUCUGCAUUUCUUGAAACUGCAGAGCAAAGAAAAGACCGUUCACAUGUAACAUGGAAAAUUCCGUUUGUGUAUACGACGGACAUAGAAAGAAAUUUCAACAAAACAUAUGCUGAUAUAACAUGGAUUUCUAACAAGACAGCUUACAUCAAAGUUUCUGACACAAGCCUUCGGAAUGCCUCGUGGAUCAUCGGCAACAUACAACAGUAUGGUUUUUAUCGUGUUAAUUAUGACGAGCAUAACUGGAACGCUUUGCUUGACCAACUGAUUGCCAACCAUACUAUAAUACAUGUUAUCAACAGAGCUCAAAUUAUCAAUGACGCUUGGAACCUUGCAAGGGCUGGUUUGCUGGACAUACAAAUAGCGCUAAAGACACUCGACUAUUUAGAUAAAGAGCUUGACUUCGUUCCAUGGAAAGCGGCGCUACGAGAGCUAAAAUAUGUGAAAACAUCACUGCAGUUGACUGCGUUAUAUGGAUUGUUUGAGCAUUUUAUGAGGGGGAGAUUAAGGAAAGCAUACUUUUCUACAGCAGUUGCCAGGGACCAUUACAACAGACUUCAGUAUUCAAUGAUUUCAAACAUUGCUUGUGAGUAUGACCUUGAAGAGUGCAUUGACGACGCAAUGGACAAGUUUAAUGCCUGGAAAAAUGAUAAUAACGUGAGCAUGGAUCCAGAACUGAAAGAGAUGGUGUAUUGUAUAGGUGUCAAACAUGGCGGUCAGGAGGCAUGGGCAUAUGUACUAAGAAACUUUAUUGAUAGCGAAUCUACGAGUGAAAAGCAAUUCCUACUUGAUGCUUUAACAUGUUCCACACAACCAUGGCUUCUCAUGACACUUUCAGAAAUGAUGUUCAGUACAGACGUAUUCUCGAAAACUGAAAAGGUUUCAGUGCUGGCCAGACUGUCCGGCACACCAACCGGUCGUCUUCUGGCGUGGAAUAUCCUUGAAGACAACUGGAAAUCUAUUCAAGAUGAGUUCGGUGAAGAUAUAAAUUUGUUCUCUGUAAUAAUAUCCGCCGUGACUCACUCAAUUAAUACUCCAGCUGAAUUAAAUCGGCUGAGAGGGUUUCUGCGACAACAGAAAAAUCUAGGACGUGCCAAGGCGAUGUUUGAAACAGCAAUAGAUAAGGCUGAAACCAAUAUAAAGUGGAAGGAUAAAUAUUACGACACAAUUAAAGCAUGGUUGAGCAACUAGCCUGAUUGGCUCAUAAACAUUGCUAGGAGAAACUGUUAAACGUUUUUCUGAUAGAGCUGUUUUACUGUCUUGUAAAUUAUCAUGAGAAAUACGUCAGCAAGUUAUUUAUCUUAGAUAAGAAAGUUUAUCGUUUCUACUCUUUUGCACAAAACAGAUAUUAGCUGUGUUUUUCAAGAUUUACGUAACAUUGUAACUAUAUAAGUAAAAAGUGGUAACAUUAAAACUAUCAGUGUA
This is a messenger RNA of Mercenaria mercenaria, 4995 nucleotides long. RefSeq names its product aminopeptidase Ey-like. The transcript has 33 exons. The record is from RefSeq and is a predicted model, not a curated record. Gene Ontology annotation, molecular function: protein binding; metalloaminopeptidase activity; zinc ion binding. Gene Ontology annotation, biological process: proteolysis; peptide catabolic process. NCBI's taxonomy places the organism in Eukaryota, Metazoa, Mollusca, Bivalvia, Venerida, Veneridae. Bases 427 to 4761 code for a protein of 1444 amino acids. Gene Ontology annotation, cellular component: cytoplasm.